AUGCGAAUAUGCAUCGUCAAAGCCGGGUUCCGGGACACGAAAAAGGCGAAGAACCGUCGCAUCAAGGGAGCCUCAGCAAAACCACCCACUGUCAUCGUCGUUGGUAUCUCCCAAACGGACAGAUAUCCCCUUCAGGCUUUACCAUCGCAAAGGACAAGGAUCGAGGACGUUAUUUCACAUGGAGAAACCCUUAGCGAUGGGGUGAAUUAUGACUCGAGCAAGGAACUUGGAGUGAAGAAGAGUGUAAUUAGACUCUACAUCGACGCCUACUUUGAACACAUCGCACCGCUUUGUGAGAAUGGCUUUAUUCACCGCGCUAUUUUCCUACAAGCCUGGAACUCUGGAACUGUCGACCCAGCGCUAUUGAAGGCAGUUUGUAGUGCAUCGGCGGCCUUUAUGUCAACAGAUCCCGUCACAGCUGAACAAGGAGAAAGGUGGCGUACUGAAGCAGAGGCGCAUAUUUGGUUAAAUAUCGGACGACCAUCUCUGGUCGUACUUCAAGUUCUCGUGGUGGUAAUUUCCCAAAAUUGUGCAUUAUCUCGUUUUCUCGCUUUGCAGCCGCUGCUAGGAAUAGCUGCGAAGAUGGCAUACAUUCUCCGUCUGAAUCAUGAAAACGUUCAGCUAUCCACCACAGCUCGCGAAAUUCGUCGGCGUAUUAUGUGGUCAAUAUUCAUUUUGGACAAACGAUAUGCCGCUGGACAGUCGGACCUGAUAUCGUGUCCCAAGGAGCAAAUGCACAUACAGCUACCGUCGAACGAGAGAGACUUCGAGCUCGCAAUUUCUGGCCGAACAGGUACUCUUAUACCGACGCAUAUUGAUGAAGGUGACUCCACCAAAGGUUCAAAGGCACACGACUCUCGUAGUGAGCUUCUUCAACUGGAAUCUGACUUGCAAAAGCUGAAACGCUCGCAGCCUGAAUCAAUGGCCUUUAGCGAGCGUAAUCUCAACCUACGAGCUUACUCUCCACAUUUGAAGCGAUACGUUAUGUUACAUACGAUGUGGCACCAAUGUCACUGUGACUUGUACAGAUUUAUGCUACCUGGAAUUCGGGAGUCUCUGCCCGAUGAAGUUCUCAGUACGACGCUACCUGAGUAUGCACUUUAUUGUCAAAUACAAGCAGUUGAGCAUGCAAAGGCACUGGUCGAUAUUCUUACAACGGUUCAGAAGGUCUGCGAUCAAACCCCGCAAGAUCCUGGGAUCAGCAUUUGCGUACUUCAAUGCACACGGAUUUUAACACGAGCUUUUGACAUUGGGCUUCUUGGAAGUCAUUCAACUGCUAUUGAGACACUUUACCAGCUCAAAUCUGUCGCGAAGAUACUCUUGCCUAUUACCUCAAUCCAUCAGUCCGCUGACCAACUGUAUAAAGAGACCGAAAGGCUCAUAAGCAUCGCGAUUGCUGGAGGUUCCUACCCAGACUCAAUGACAAAAGUCUCACAGAAAGAGCACAUCCGUGACAACAACAUACUCGAUAUUUUAGCUCGCAUUCGUCGGUGUGAUAUGGAGCGAGGAGAGGAAGUCCUUCAGCAUUACCCAGCAAGCCCCCCUGUCACCACUCCGACCGGAUCAGAAGUACUAUCGGACAGAGAAACAGGUGCUGCCAACGAAAGCACUACUGAGAAACCAUCGCGAGAAACUUUAGGGGAAUCCCUGUGGUAUACGGGACUCGAAUUAGAGCACAUGUUUGGCUCACUGGAUACUUUAUUCGAUGGAUUUGGGGGCCAUCUAUGA
Penicillium verrucosum is the source of this 1728-nucleotide messenger RNA. Its product is annotated as fungal specific transcription factor domain-containing protein. The coding region runs from base 1 to 1728 and encodes 575 amino acids. Gene Ontology annotation, cellular component: nucleus. The transcript is spliced from 4 exons. The record is from RefSeq and is a predicted model, not a curated record. Gene Ontology annotation, biological process: DNA-templated transcription. Lineage: Eukaryota; Fungi; Ascomycota; Eurotiomycetes; Eurotiales; Aspergillaceae. Gene Ontology annotation, molecular function: DNA binding; zinc ion binding.